This is a messenger RNA of Entamoeba histolytica HM-1:IMSS, 1005 nucleotides long. RefSeq lists its product as uncharacterized. The transcript is spliced from 2 exons. Bases 1 to 1005 code for a protein of 334 amino acids. The record is from RefSeq and is a predicted model, not a curated record. NCBI's taxonomy places the organism in Eukaryota, Evosea, Mastigamoebida, Endamoebidae.
AUGAACAAUCAAGAAGAAAGUAAUAGAGAAAUAAUACAUACACUAAUAAAUGAAAAUAAACAUAAAAGAGCAUACAAAGAAUAUAAAAUAUAUUUAAAGGGAGAAGAUAUAUCCAAAGUAACAGAAGAACCAUCUAAUCCAUCAGGUCAAAAACAAGCCGAAGGACAAAAUGCACAAACGAAAGUAGAUCAACCAACAAACUCAAUUGUACCAGUAGUACCAGAAGAAGCAGGAGCAACAUCAGGAGAAGAUACAGCAACAACAUCCCAGAAAGAGUCAAAUACAGCAGACAAGCAAAAUACCCAAGGAGCAACUCAACCAGGUACAAAGGAUAAUCAAAAAACACAAAAUGGGGUUGACUCUGCUACAGGACAAAGUACAGCAACUACAGCACAUACUGGUUACUCAACAGCAACAGAUAAACAGUCAGACAAAUCAAAUGGAAAAGGAAAUACUGUGCAAGACGGUACAACUCAAAAUGGGCAAGUGACAGCAGGAGAAGGACAAAAAGAUGAAAAAGGAGAAAAUACACAAACUUCUGGACAAGAUGAAAAAGAAACAGCAGGUGGAAAGUCGGGACAAGGAAGUGGUGAAGAAGGGAAUAGUCAAAAACAAACAAAUGGAGAAGGAACAGAAGAGAAAAAAGAAGGAAAAGACAGUAAAAAUGAACAAGGUGAUAAUUUUGUUGAUGGAGCAGGAAAAGAACCUGGAACAAAAUCAAAAGAUGAACAAAGUGGAAAACCAACAAGUGGAACAACUGAAACAAAAGACAAUACCGAAACAACAAAAGGACAAGAUGGAAAGGAUAAAUCAGAAGAAAAACAACAAAUAAAUCAAGAAGAAAAGAAAAAUAAUACUACAAAUACAACAGACACCAGUUCUGAAAAUAAAACAGACGACAAAACAAAUAAUAGUCAUGAUGAACAAAACGAACAACAUAAUAUGGAUAAUGCUUCAAGUAUUUUCAUUAUUCUUUAUGUCAUCACUCUAUCUUUGUUAUUUUAA